AUGGGAACUGUUGAUCCGACAGAAAACCAUUGCCUGAAAGAGAAUCAAGUUUGUAUUAUUCAUGAAAAUGGUCAAAUUACUGGAGAUGUGCUGGUUUAUCGAAAUCCAGGUUUACAUUUUGGGGACAUUCACAUAAUGCAGGCCACACAUGUGGAGGGGCUCGAAUCUUAUGUUGGCCAUGGAAAAUAUGCAAUUUUUUUCCCAUGUGUUGGACCUCGCUCUGUAGCAGAUGAGAUAGCUGGAGGUGAUUUUGAUGGUGACAUGUACUGGGUGUCAAAAAAUCCUCAGGUAGUCAGGCAUAUCUCAUUUUAUUGUGGUAUAUAUAUCUUGAGAAGCAGGUAUAUAUAUCUUGAGAAGCAGAAGAGUAGCAGAAGCAGUUACAAAUUUUGA
Lathyrus sativus (Indian pea) is the source of this 390-nucleotide messenger RNA. NCBI's taxonomy places the organism in Eukaryota, Viridiplantae, Streptophyta, Magnoliopsida, Fabales, Fabaceae. The record is from the annotation of a GenBank genome assembly.